Messenger RNA from Paramecium octaurelia, 378 nucleotides. The record is from the annotation of a GenBank genome assembly. Lineage: Eukaryota; Ciliophora; Oligohymenophorea; Peniculida; Parameciidae.
AUGUUUGACAAUUAGUCAAUGUACAAUGCUAUUGAUUAUCAAUUACAAAUAGAAAUUGUUGAUUAUUAACAUUUAAAUAAUUUGGUGGCUCAAGUAAUUAGUUCCUAUACUGGAUUAAGAAAAUUUAACAAUUGUGAUAAUUCCAAGUUUUUUUCAAAUUUGUGUCCUUAUCCUAGAAUGCAUCAUUUAAUUCCAUCGUAUGGCAAAAUGACUUUAAUAAAUGAAUUACACUAGAACAGAAUUAUAGCAAACGUAAUUCAUUCAAUAUCUAACUAAAAAGGAAUGUUAACUUUAUCAAAGUCUGCUUAAUCCUCGUCAUAUAUCUACAGAAUUAUUAUUUAGGUAAAAAUAAUUGAACUCUUUUUAUGGUUAAUUUGA